AUGGGUUCACUACCCAGUCCCGGCGAGUUAUCACCGCCGCGUUCGUCACCGGCGCCACCGCCGAGUUUCGAUGAGUUUCAGCGCCAAACCUCUCUGAUGACCAGCUGCACUCUCCUCUGGAAGGAACUUUCCGAUCACUUCUCCUCGCUCGAACAGGACCUCCAGAAGCAAGCCGAUGCGCUGAAAGCCAAGCUCCAAGCUUUGAAUUCGGAAACUCAGACGUCUCUGAAAGUCCUUGAUAACCGUGAGUCCUCAAUUUCUAAGACGAUGUCUAUAGCCUUUGAAUCACUGGAAAAGGCAACGAAAUCCUCAAUUUCUGGAGCAUUAUCGAAGGAUCUUACUGUGUGUAAAGGUGGGGACGAGAAUGAAGAAUCUGAAGUAGAUAACUCCGAGGGUUUGUAUCUGAAGUUGAAAUCCUUCUGCUGCAAGUUUGCAGCCAGGAAUUUUUGGGAUUUUAUUACAGCGCGAAAGAAAGAACUGGAAUUAUUGAGAUCGGAGUUGCCAAAGGCCCUAAGCGACUGUGUAGAUCCGCCGAGAUUUAUUUUGGAGGCAAUUUCAGAGGUUUUUCCGGUGGAUAAAAGGAAUGUGAAAAUUGACCGGAAUAAUAAUAACAAUCACAAUUUCAGUAAUGACUUAGGAUGGGCUUGUGUGUUGUUAUUGGAAUCAUUGAUUCCAGUGAUGAUGGAUCCAGUGCUGGGGAAGGAGAGGAUGCUGGUGACCCCGACCAUUAAGGGAAAGGCGGAGGAGAUAGCAGAUACAUGGAAGAAGAGCUUGGAGGAGAGGGGCGGUAUUGAGAAUGUGAAGACCCCGGAUGUGCAUACCUUCUUGCAACAUUUGGUGACUUUCGGGAUUGUGAAGAAGGAGGAUGUAGAUUUGUAUAGGAAGCUCGUGGUUGCGUCUGCUUGGAGGAAGCAGAUGCCCAAGCUUGCAGUUUCCCUUGGUCUCGGAGAUAAAAUGCCCGAUGUGAUCGAAGAAUUGAUUAGUAGGGGACAGCAGGUUGAUGCUGUACAUUUUACCUAUGAAGUUGGCCUUGCAGACAAGUUUCCCCCAAUUCCUUUGCUGAAAGCUUUUCUGAAGGAUGCUAAAAAGGCUGCUACAUCAAUUUUGGAGGAUCCCAACAAUUCUGGUCGUGCAGCGCAUCUAGCUGCCAAGAAGGAGCAAUCGGCAAUUCGUGCUGUUCUCAAGUGCAUCGAGGAGUACAAACUCGAGGGUGAAUUACCAUCCGAAAAUCUUAAGAAGCGCCUUGAACAACUUGAGAAGACCAAGAGUGAGAAAAAGAAGUCGUCUGCAAGCCCCCCUGCAGCCAAAAGAACACGAGCUAGCAAUGGAGGCCCAAUGCCUCCUGCCAAGGCAGGCCGUUCAACAAAUGCUUACGUCUCCUCUUUCCCACCGCCUCCCACAUUCAUCAGGUCGCCUUCACACACCCAAUACGCAUCUCCACCAUACCCCACAUCACCUGCCAUGUAUGGGCAUGGAAAUCGGAGUCCCUCUUAUGCAUACUCUCCAGAAGCCACCCCUCCUACCCUUGUUGGGACAUAUCCAGGCACUCCAGUGAACUACAUUUCAUAUGGAGGCUAUGGCAAUGGAAUGGCACCAGCUUACCCCCAAGCUUACUACUGA
This is a messenger RNA of Fraxinus pennsylvanica, 1620 nucleotides long. The record is from the annotation of a GenBank genome assembly. NCBI's taxonomy places the organism in Eukaryota, Viridiplantae, Streptophyta, Magnoliopsida, Lamiales, Oleaceae.